Pecten maximus is the source of this 4786-nucleotide messenger RNA. RefSeq names its product zinc finger protein 62-like. The transcript has 3 exons. The coding region runs from base 381 to 4580 and encodes 1399 amino acids. Gene Ontology annotation, molecular function: RNA polymerase II transcription regulatory region sequence-specific DNA binding; DNA-binding transcription factor activity, RNA polymerase II-specific. Gene Ontology annotation, cellular component: nucleus. The record is from RefSeq and is a predicted model, not a curated record. Gene Ontology annotation, biological process: regulation of transcription by RNA polymerase II. Lineage: Eukaryota; Metazoa; Mollusca; Bivalvia; Pectinida; Pectinidae.
CAUCCGUUGUUGUUUUGGCGAAGUAGUGAAAUAUGACAUUAAUAUUUAUCCCGUCUUAGCAGAAGAUUUCUCUAAGCUGCAUUCACACGUAGCAUAUUCCAUACAUCAUGGUAAUUAAUUGUGUUUGCUUUACCAUGCUGCAUACACUUUGCAAACUCGCAAUUGUGCAGCUCUUGUCAAUUAAUGAGAUGUGAAGGAAGGAUCCACAGAGAGAAGUGUAGACUGAUAACCAUAACAUGCACGUGGAACCUGAUCCCAACCAUAACAUGCACGUGGAACCUGAUCCCAACGCUCCAGUAAACUUUAUCUAGAGACCAACAGCAACAUUUGUACAUAUCACAUGAGUGCUACCCAGGAAGUAGUGUGGUUGGGGUGCCGAUAUGGAUAUCUCAAAAUCGUAUAACAAUUCUGUUAGCUUUCUUAUUCAAGAACGUCAAAGACUUCAGGGAUUAUCGAAAUCACAAGUAUAUAAGGAAAAAGAUUUGACUAAAAUUAGCAUGGCAGAAAGUUUUAUGAAUGGAAGAAGUGCUUCACCAAUUGGCCAUGGAUUUGAAUCUGUUCAGUUUAAAAAUGACGUCAUGUUCAGUAGUGCAUCUAUGUCAGAAUCUUCAGCAGAUGGACGUUCCACGUCUGGUAAUGAAAGUAAAAUUACAACUCCAUCUCUUAUCAAUGCGGGUGAUAACAUAGUUUUUUCUGAGAGGUUUGGACAGAAUGUUUCAACCGAUCUGUCAGUGACUGACAUGAAAAAGGAGCCUGUUUCUGAUGACGAAGAAGCUGUGGACUCAUACUAUCAAACAAAUUCACAAACCGUUUUUCCUGGAAUGAUUACAUCAUCGAUUAAAACUGAAUCUGACCUUGGUGUAAAUUCUGCUCAAUCUGAAAGUUCCCAAGACAAUGUGUCUCUUGUUAUCAAACAGGAACCACUGACAGAUGAUGAUGAUAUAAAUGACAAUGGUGUGGAAAAUGACGUGUUUGGGGAUUACUUACUGAAAAGUAAUGAUAUGGAUGAUGAUUCUAGUACAAGCAUGGUUCAUCAGAGCGAGGAACAUCAAAAGAAACGGAAAAAUACCAUGAUUGAAAUUGCCUCAAGUAGCAAAAGAGUGAAGAGAAAUGCCACUGGAAAAUUGUAUAACAAGUUUGGUGAUGAAUUCCAUAUGGACAAGGUGGAUGAUCUUGAUGAAGACAGUGUGCCCAUCGACACGAACACAGAAGAGGAAUACACACCAAGUUAUUACAUCGACCAGAAAGAGAAAACAAAGGAGACAGAAAAUACAGAAAUGAAUGGUAAAACGCCAUUUUCAUUUGAAAAUCUUGAAGGCAAUACUUUAAACAUUAAAGGAACGUCCAAGAAUCUUCACGUUAAGAUUUUUAAAUGUCCAGAAUGUCACGAUAUUUUUACAUAUGAAAGUGUUUUCAAGAAGCAUAUGCGUAAACACACUGGCGAUUUGCCCUUCAAAUGUAAGCACUGUAAGCUUGGUUUUAUGACACAGUUCAGUCAUGACGUCCACAGUCGAGUACACACAUCUGACAAACGGUACAAGUGUGGAGUUUGUGGCGAGAAGAUGAAACUAAAAAAGGAACUUAAAGAACACAAUGCAAACCAUACGCUUACAAAGAAAGCACAGGAUGUUUCAAAUCUGCCCGUAAAAAUCGAACCAACAUCAAUAACUGGGGAAAAUGAGAACUUAUCUGAUGUAGGUUUGUCACCAUUCGGCUGCAGCAUGUGUGCUUUUGUGGCAAAAGAUUUCGCUGAAAUUGGAAACCACGUGAUGGAGUCCCAUUUUGUUGACAGACGAUGUUUUUGCGAUAUCUGUAGUAGACGGUUUGCUAAUACUGACGAUCUCAAGAUUCACAAGACUUUGCAUGACGGUCAGUAUGAAGAAGUCAGUUGUGGUAUAUGUGAAGAAAUUGUGGACAGUAAAGAAGACUUGAUGAAGCAUUUAGACAUUCACCCCGAGGCCAAGCCAUACAGAUGUUGUCAUUGUGGUGAUAAAUUCAUUGUGUUGACACAACUAAGAAACCAUAUGCAAACCCAUUCAUUCACUAAACGCUACAACUGUCCACAUUGCUUAAAACAGUUUUUUCACGAAGAUACACUCGAAAGUCAUUUACGCGUUCAUACUGGGGAAAUUUCAUACACUUGUCCCGUUUGUGACAAGGGCUUCAGAGCAAAAGAUCGACUACGAAUACAUAUGAGACAACAUCCAGUGCCUUACAGUUUAUUCAGUAACUAUGAAAAUAAAGUGAUAGAUAAUACUGGUGAUGCCAUUAGUUCAAAGAAAGAGAUACAGAAGAUGGACGCUUAUGAUGAAAGGAACGUAACUGAUUUUCAAGAAAGCAAUAGAGAGAACGAUAAUACUACGGAAUCUCGAAAACUUGACAGUAAUGUUGAACUUUCAAGUUCGAAUGUCUAUCUUGAUCAACUGAAAAUCCGUAUGAAGAAUACAUCUGAGGAAGAGAAUUUGGAAUCGCUCGCAGUGAAAGCUGAUUCAGUCACUAUCAAACAGGAACCUGAUAUUGAGGAAAACACGGAAAAUUUAGGUAUUGGAAUGGAUAUCAAUUGCAGAGAUGAUUUGUAUGGGAAAAGCGGAGAAAUUGUUAACAGUUUUUCUGAUUCUAAUGUCUUCGAGAAACUUCGAAAACAGGGGAGUAUUGAUGGGUCUCAAUUACAAACUUCCGGAACUACGAAUACUGGAACACCGUUUUGCAUUUCUGUUAAAAAACUGACGAAAGUGGCCAUACCAAACAAGUCUACAAGUACUAAAUGCACAAGUGCGAAACAAUCAAAUACAGGCAUGCAGUUUACUGAAAUGGAAGAUACGAUGAAUCUGCAGAUGAACAUUCACCAGUGCAUUGUUUGUGGUGCAAUGUUUGCCUACAACAAUAUGUUGAAAAAACACAUGAUGAAACAUGCAGGAAAAGAGCCGUACAAGUGUGAUACUUGUGGACAUGGAUGUAUGUCCUCGUCAGCCCUGAAAGCUCACAGCAUGGUACAUUCUGGUGAGAGACCUUACGUUUGUGACAAAUGUCCUAAAGCAUUUCGACAGAAAAGUGGUCUCAAGUCUCAUUUACUUACACACAGUGCAGAAAAAACGUUCGAGUGCAAACGUUGUAAAAAGACAUUCAAGGAUUCAUGCUUGUUUCAGCGGCACCGAAAAGGCCACUGUGAGCCGGAUGCCUUUGGUUGCAGUAUCUGUAACACCACGUUUAAGGAUAUAGCCAGCAUCCUUUCUCACGUUAGCUCUGUCCACUUCAACGGACAGACUGAUGUUUGUGAUGUCUGCAGCAAUCGCUUCGAUUCCCUUCAAAGUCUAGAAGAACACCAAACAAUACACCUAGAUUCAAAGACAUACACGUGUGGAAUUUGCAGUAACGAAUUCACAGACAAAGAUGAACUAAGUACACACAUGACCGAUCAUCCUAUCGCCAAUCCUUUCAAGUGUCAGAUUUGUUGCAAACGUUACCGUUCAGCUACUUCGUUAUCCUCUCAUGUGGAGUCUCACUUAACAGAUGGAAGCGUGUUGGACACGACUAGUAGCAACAAUCUUUCUGCACCAGAGACAAGAAAAAAACCCGAACAAAAUACGCUCGAGCAGUCGGGGAAACAGUUUCCUUGCAAAUACUGCAAUCAAGUGUUUUCUUCCGGAGUUCAAAGAUGGGCACAUUCAGCCGUGCAUGACAAAGCACGACCUUAUAGCUGCUCAAUAUGUGGAAAGAGAUAUAUUAACAAGGGUAGUUUAGCUAGUCAUGAAGAAAGUCACGAAAACCCAAAAGGGAAAAAAUCAAAAUGCAGCGGUGAAACAUUGGGGAGAAUGAAAGACCUAGUCGAGCAAAAUAAAUCACCACACACAUUUGACGAAGGUCAGACAAAGAAAAAAGUCGAAAUAAAAAAGAACUCGUCUAGAUCAGCUAAAAAGAAAAAACAAAUGAAGGAGAAAGACUCAAUGGAAUCGUCCGAUAUCUUUGAAAAGGAACAAACACUCUUAAGUUCGGAAGUAGAGGCAGGAAAUAUAGACAGUGAUGUAGCGUUACCAGAUACUAUGAAUGAAAGCUACGAUUGUAAGAAUUCUACGCACGAUUUUUACGACCAAGAUUGCAGUUUUAUAAAAACGGAACCUAUUUCUGUUGGAUACCCUGAAACCGAGACAAACGUUAGCUCGACAGAACCUAUUUCAACAGGUUAUAGUGAAACAGAGACGGAUAUUGGCGAAGCCAAUGUGGUUCAGAGAAGCUCUGGUGCCAUAUCAGCGCUUGAUACCUCUUCUGAGAGUUACCAGCCAGAAAUCAAAACGGAACAGGAUAUGGAUGAAUGUGACGCCAUAAAACCAACAUAUGCAUGUUCUAUCUGUGGUAAAACAUUCGUGAAUCAACAAAAACUGGAACUCCAUGAAAACAGUCAUUCUACAGUCAUACCAGAUCCGGUAGAGUUGAUAUGCACAGAGUGUGGAGCUGAUUUUUGGAAACAAUCUGAUUUGAACAAACAUAUACGUAAACACCACAACGAGACAAAUAAACCGUCAUUUAAAUCCAAAUUGAAGAAAAUUAGAAUGAAAGACAGCACACUAAGAAGUACUUCAUAAAUAAGUCAUUCAGCAGUUUAACAUUAAGUAAAAUGAUAAGGGUACCUGUCCAUAUACUGGUGUCUUGUCUUUCAUCCAAAAUUUAGAUUUCUUCCGUCAUUUUUUAAUCUGUCGAAUUAAAGCGUAAAUGCUAAUGUAAAUUUAUACAUUCUUAAAAGUCUAUUUACGAGCACGUGAUACCAGUCAGUAAUAAACAUCAAACACAU